Molecule: messenger RNA, 5704 nt
Organism: Thamnophis elegans (Western terrestrial garter snake)
Lineage: Eukaryota; Metazoa; Chordata; Lepidosauria; Squamata; Natricidae
Exons: 9
Coding region: 4036-4884 (282 amino acids)
Biological process (GO): adenylate cyclase-activating G protein-coupled receptor signaling pathway
Cellular component (GO): plasma membrane
Molecular function (GO): G protein-coupled receptor activity
Source: RefSeq, a predicted model, not a curated record
UCCCUGGGGGUUGGUGAGCUGCUCCGGCCGUUCUGGGCCAGAAGAUGCUAAGAUUUCACAUGACCUCAAGUGUGGGGCUAGGAGCGGAGCUGGGGGGGGGGGGGGAGAAGGGAGGGGAAACGAUCCAGAAUCCCAGCCCUGCCUGCUUUCCCUGCCCCCCCCCCAUGCUCUCCCACCACCAGGCAGAGGUUUCCAGCAUGAAACCCCCACACCUCCCCCUGGGAGUGGCUUGUGCUUGGGUAGCCCUUCCCAAUGCUGCAGCCUGCCCUGCCGUCAUCCCUCCCCGUCACCCGCCAGAGUGGAGCUGCUGCUAAGGCGCUCAGACGAAGCAGGACCGCCGCUCGGCUGGUGGGCCUGUGUUGAAGGGCAACUGGUGCCCUUGUGGCUGAGCGGCCGAGAGGGGUCGCUUGGGGAAGGGGCCUCCUGGGGGAGGAGGGUGGGGCUUAGGCUAACAGCACAGAUCUCGGGGCCCCUUCUGAUUGGCUCAGUUCGCGUCAGGUAUUUUCCUUAAAUCAUCACUUCCCGGCUUUGCUCCACGCUGGCCGCAUCUGCCGAAAGGCCUAGCGGUGAAUGUGCCUGAAUGGGCCGGUGGAAGACCCGACGCUGGUUACGCCGCACCAAGCCGACCUGUGGCUGAAGAAGCGACCCAUUGAGAGGGAGGGGCUGGCAGACUCCCCUCUCACCCAUUGUGCUCAGGGGCCAAAUGUGGGCACCGUUUCGCUCUCCCUCCCAUUGUGCGGCUUUUUAACUAGACGGUUUAGCGCCAAAGGUGGGCCGGGCUGCAGCCUUGAUCCAGAGGGCAGCUUGCCGGGCGUGUUCUGCUUCGUGGGACCAAACCGUGCCGAGGCCAGGCAGGGAGCCAGCCAGAGAGAGGCCGGAGUGUCUGCUGGAAAGAGGGGAGCCAGAGGGUCAGCAGGGCGAGGGAGCUGAAGGCCGCAGGGAAGCCUUGAGCAGCCCACCCCUCCCCUUGCGUACACUCAGGGAUGUGGCCAGGUGAGGCCUCAGGGGAGGGGCAAGCUGUCAUCAGGUGCCCUUGGGGCAGUCUGGGGGGGGGGUGGGCUUGCGCAAAGCAGCUCAGCUGACAGGGAGUGUCCGAGGACAGGGGAAGGUCAGUAGCUGAAGCAGCAGCAGCAGCAGCCCCAUGGCUGGGGAAAGCAAGGGUGGUUUGGCCCUGCCGGCUGACCAGGUAUGCCCUCCGGGGACUCAGCCCGUUCCUAGGGAGAGGCAGCGGUUUGGGGGAGGGCAGAGGGCACCCAUUUUGCCAAGCCUGGAUGGUGCUGGCUUGGCCAAAGAAAGCCUGAGAACCGUGUGGAUCUGUGCCUUUAGGGUGUCUGGGAUGCAGGUCACUCCACCCACCCAGGAGUUGGAUGGGGAGCCAGGCUGGCCUAGGCAGGGCACCCCUCACCUUGCUGAGCUCCAAGACCUGCCCCGUCCCCUGCGGGCAGGCAAGAGCUCCUCCUCCCCCCUUUCAUUCACACUGCCUUUUCUCAGGCCCACUCGCCCCGCAGCUCCCUCCCUUUGGCUGCCAAGGACAGCCAGGAGCCCACAUCUGCCCUGGCACUGCACGGGUGGGGGGGUGGGGUUCUUCCAGGGCAGUCAGCCGGCCUCGCUGAUUUGCUGUGCCCAAGAGUGGAGGGGCUCUGGGGAAGGCAGGACCACCUUUCCUAAACAGCUGCCGCCUGCUGCUCCCUGCUCUCCACCAGCUUCCGAACCUCCCAAAAAACCCGGGACCGUAAGAGCCAGGUAGCCGUGGGCCUCCAAAACAAGGCAAGCUUUAUUGCAGAUCAGCUUGGCUUUGCCAGCAACACAUUUUUGCAAACUAACCUGAAUUUUUUUCCUUUUAAUUGGCUAAACUGCCUUGUAGAGUAUUGAAGUAGACUCUGGAAGUGUUUGGUGGAGCACCCCGUGAGGUGCUGCUUAGCUAGCCGAUCGAGGGCACUGGUCAUUAAGCAGAAAGCGUGGCUGACUCCGGAGCCCUAAGCGCCCCUCCCUCUGCUUCCCCCCCCUUGGGAAAAGGCGCCGUCUCUUUCCACGGAGGAGGACUGGGAGGGAAGGGCGGGGAAAGGCUCAUCUGCUGGUGAUGCAGAACUGAGAGAGAGAGAGAGAGAGCUCCCUAAAAUGCAAUACUCAAAAUGAGGUUCACAGGUUGCAGAUAGGAACCCAAUGCCAGAUUUAUUUGAGGAAAUGCCAAAUUCUACAGAAACCAUCCCUGGCGCAGGUGAGGGAAACCCUGGUGGUGGCAUUUCAGAAGCCAUGAAUUGGAAGUGGCUCCAGAGAGGGAAAGUGCAGUUUUAGGUGGCACCUUCAUCAGUGGGAGCCCACCGCCUCCUCGUGCAAGUCCGAAUUCUUUACCAAGAGCCAGAAAUGGGAAGAGGGUUUCCAAAGCCAGGAUGAUGAUCCAGGCCCUAGGAACGUGCUCCUGUGGGGAGACAGGGUGGCUGUGCAGCCUUGGGAAAGGCUUGCCAGGGUCGGUGGAGCCAGCAGACUUUGGGGAGAGGCAAACCGGAUGAUCCCAGCCUGUUCUCUGCCCGUCCUGAAGGGAGGGGGAAGGAGGUGCUGAGGGGAACUCCCUGGGGCGCACCUGGCCCAGUUCUGGGGGGGGGGGCUCUCUUCUGGGGGGCUCUGGUUUGGACUGGAUGGCCCCUCCCUGAACUUUCUGCUUCUUCCCAAGAUCCUGGUUCUGGUGUGCAUCUACCUGGUGACCCUCUCCCUCAGGUGAGCAGAGGGGCUGGCUAAACUCCCCUGCCGGACUCCCAGGGGACAGGCUUCCCCGUCUCCAGCAGCCUCGAGGACCAAUAAACCCCGGGUCUGGCUCUGGCCUGGUCCUGCCUUCUGUGGGGGAAGCAGGAGACAAAUUGUCUCUCCUUCAUCUGGCUCCCCUGCGAAGGAGGGUGGGGGCCUGGGCCUGAGCCAGCCAGCAGGGGCUUCCUGCUGUGGGAGGAGUGCCCAGCAGGGUCUAAGGCAUGGGCUGCAGGGCAGGGUUGGGAAGGAGUCUCCUCCCGUCACUUGUGGAUGGCCCCACCCUUCCUGUGGGGUCUGUAUCUGGGUGGGCCUCCUGGGGUGCAGGGCCAGAGGGAGGGGGUGGUUGAUAGUUGCUAAAUGGGGGCGGAGGAGGGGACUUCUGCCUGCUCCCAAGGCAAACUUUACGGGGGAGCAGAGGGAGGGAAAAGCCCCACCUUGGGUGGAUCUGUGGCGGCAGUCGGGCCCACUUGAUCCCGUUGGGUCUCUCUUUCAGCCUGCUGGGCAGUGGCUCCAUUCUGGCCAUGGCCGUCCGCCGAAGACAAUGCUGCUGUGACCAGGUUUGAUGGGUGACCCCCAAUGGCCGCCCAGGGUUUGGUAACCUGCCUUAUAGUCCACUCUUUCUCUGGGUCCCCACAGGGCACCGAACUAGAAGACAAGCGGGCUGGGUUGAUACCAGAUGUUAAGACACACACACACACACACACACACACACAUACCAGCCCUGACAGGCUGAGGCUGCUGGCCCAAGCUGAGUGGCGUGGCAGCCCUGGUCUCUUGCUAAAAGGCUGGCACAGCUGGCUAGGACAGACACGGGGGGGGGGGCUCCUUGAAAAAGCGGGGAGGCAUUUUCCCUUGAGAAAGGCGUAAGGUGUAAGGACUCCUGCCUUGGCCUGGGGGUGGACUAGAAGGCCACCAGGGUCCCUUCCAGCCCUAGGGGAGUAGGGCAGGCUCCCCUGCAGACGUUUGCCUUUUCCAAACGGGGCUGCAUUCGGCUCCCCCCUCCCGAGUGAUCAGGGUUCUGCAGAGAUUGAAAGGGAAGCUCCGGCCAUCCAGUCUGCCUGGGAGGCUCCCUCGGCUGUGGGAAAAGGCUGGAGCAGCUGGGGAAGCCCCGCUUUGGAUGCCAAGAGAGCCGCCCCCGGACAGAAGCUGUGCUGCAGGGGGCACCGAAAGGAGGGCAGCUCUGCCUGCUGGUUGGCUGGAGGUGGCUGCUGACCUGCUGCUUGUCCACAGCUCCGUCCUCUCGUCGUCCUCUCACUCGCUGACUUCCUGGGCGCUGCGGUGCUGAUCCCCACCAUGGCCAUCCACCUCCUCCCCGCCCAGCCCUUUGGGGUGGCCCACCGCUUCUGCCCGUAUGGGCGGAUGUUUGGCAUGAUGUUCUACGCCAUCUCUCUGCUGAUGGUGCUGGUCUACGCCUGUGAAGUGAACCGGGCGGUCAGAGGCUGGAGAGUGACUCAGGAGAGCAGCUCCUGCUGCCCCAGGUUCCAGCUGGUUCUGCCCUACACCCUGGCUUGGUUGCUCCCUUGCCUGGUUGUUCUGGCCCUGAUGGUCCUAAGCAGAGGGCCCCUGAGUAGCGAGGCCCUCCUCCAGCCUUUGCCCCAGGCAGGCCAGGACCCCUCAGGGGCCUCCAACGUCUCCUGUUCCAGCUGCCUGAUUCUCAUCCACCUCUGCCACAACUCCUGCUCUAAGGCCCCCAGGAGCCCAGGCCCCCCUCUCACCCCUCAGCACUCCAGCAAGGAAAGCAGCAUCAUGUUCCUGGCGUUUGUGGCCUUGGUUGUGUCUGCUUGUGUGGUUCUCUACUGCAGGGUGAAGAGGUGGCAAUGCCGGGACCGGCACGGGCUGCAGAGCGAGGGUCUUGCCGGCAGAAGCCGUGUCAUCCACAGCUUCCAGCUGGUCCUCGUGCUCUGCUGGUUGCCAGCUUGCCUCCUUGUGGUGCUAUCGUUCACCGGCCUGCAGCUCUCCACCCUUUUCCCUCUCUUGGUGGCCACGGCCCUGACUGCCCCCCUCCAGGGCUUCCUGCACAGCCUGGUCUAUGGCUGGUUGAGGGGCAGCUUCCGCCAGGAGGUUGCGGGCGAGCGGCUCCCACUGUAUUGCUCGCCGGAUCUGAAGGCCUCCUUCGAUGACUCCUUGGCUGCGUCUGGCUAGCCCCGAAAGCCUCUCUGGCUCCAGCUGCGCACGAGAGAGCACCCCUUGAAUAACAGAGCCGGAAGGGGCCUCGGAGGUCUUCUACUCCAACCCCCUGCUUCAGCAGGAGACCCUGUAUCCUUUCAGGCAAACGGCUCUCCUCCUGCUCAAUAAAAUGUGUACGGAGCUUCACCCCACGGCCUCCCUUCAAUGGGGGUGGGGGGCAGCCCUCUAGUUUUGAAUCAUGGCUGCAAAGUCUCGGGGCUGCUUGGCUCCAGCCAGCCAGGUUCCCCUCUGAGGACAAAGAGUGCAGCCUGUUGGGGCCCCGAAUGUGCCUUCCGCCCAGCACCACCCAGACCCUGAGGGUCCAUGGAGCCCAGGUCCUCCCGUAACUUCAGACCUGUGGGCAGAGCCCAGCCUCCCCUCCGCCUUGAGGGGUGUCCUGCUGCCUCUGACCCUUAAAAGGGCUUGAGGAGGUGGGAGAGCAUUGACCCAGCCCCCCCCCGCUGCCCCCCUUGUUCCAAGCCCUUGCUCCCUCCUGGCCUCUUGGGGGCCAGAACGAAUCUUCGUGGUCAAGGCUGGGGGACGGGGUCCUUUUCCACCCCUGGCGGCUCAGCCAAGCAGCUGAAAGGCAGGGGCGGGGGGACGCUGAGGGCGAUUCCUCCCGCAGAGGCCCUGGGGUCUCCCAGUUGCCCACGUGGGCUGGAGACGGGGAGAAAGAAAAACUCUUUGUGUCGCACAAGCAUCCGCUCCGGGCUUCCAUCUGGCGAGCUUUCAUUAGCCGACUCCCUGCUGACCCCCAGGCUUUCCCUGGGCCCUUGCAGAGACGGUUCUGCUGCCC